Molecule: messenger RNA, 2567 nt
Organism: Pelodiscus sinensis (Chinese soft-shelled turtle)
Lineage: Eukaryota; Metazoa; Chordata; Testudines; Trionychidae
Source: RefSeq, a predicted model, not a curated record
AGGGGAAACAUUCCACUCUCUGGGAGAAUUGAUGCAGAGAGAUUUUACCUCAUAAGAGGGUGGUGUUGAUUGAGUCAACAGAGCAGAAAAUUUACCCAGUCAUGACAAGCAGAAGAAAUGAUGAAGAGAAAGAAUGUGAACUAAUAAUGCUGGAAGGCAACGUCCGAGACAAAAAGCUUCUUUUUGAGGCCCUAGGAAAUGCAGCUGAGGCCCAGCCUGAAGGACAGGUGCAGCAUCAGUUGCAGGCAGGAAACCAGAAUGAGGUUAACAGACGAGAAACACUCCAAAUUGCCAGGAGCCGAGAAGCCCCAGCUCAGGAACUCAUUCCCAGAAACGAUGAUGAAGAGAAAGAAUGUGAUCUGGAAGGCAACGUCCGAGACAAAACGCUUCUUUUUGAGGCCCUAGUAACCCAGAGUGAGGAUAACAGACAAGAAACCCUGAUUCUCCAGUCAAGAGUUGUCCCAAGACCAGGAGCCACCGGUCAGGAACUCGGCCACAGAAACACUCUCACCAAGAACAGGAUCAGAAAUGAUGAAAAGAAGAUGGAAGAGCAGUCAAAAGUGGAAACACAAAAUAAUCUGCAGGCAAUAGAGAAGCUAUUGGAUGAAAAAUUAAGUAAAGUCCAAAUACGUUCAGAAACCCAGCUACAAAAUCAAAUUAAACAUCUUAUUACCCAGUUGUCCUGCAUUGAUCAAAAAGUUUCUCAGGAAAUAGAAAGAAAACUCCAAACAAUAGACAGCGUGCAGUUUGCCACCAGAAAUGAGCUGCAGCAAUGGAAAGAUCUCCUAGAGAAGAAACUCUUAACUUCAGAGCCCAACUUGGAAAUUAGUCACAUGGAGAAGAAAUUAGAACUGCUGGAGAACUCAGAAAAGAAGAGGGAAGAGCAGUUUAAGGCAGAGAUCCAAGCCAAUCUCGAGACAAUAAAGAAGUUACUGGAUGAGAAAUUAAAUAGUGUCCAAACACAUUCAGAAGCCCAGCCACAAAAUCUUCUCUUAGGUGUAGAAACACAGAUUAAACAGCUGACUACUCAAUUGUCCUGCAUUGAUCAAAAAGUUUCCCAAGAAAUAGAAAGAAAACUGAAAACUUUAGACAACAUGCAGUUUGCCAAAAGAGAUGAGCUACAGCAAUGGAAAGAUGGCCUAGAAAAGAAACUCUCAGCAUCAGAACCAAAUCUGGAAAUGAGUCUUUUGGAGAAGAAAUUGGAACAACUAGAGAACACAGAAAAGAAGAUGAAAGAGAAGUUUAAGGAAGAGAUUCAAGCCAAUCUGGAGGCAAUUGAAAAAUUAUUGGAUGAGAAAUUAAAAAGUGUCCAAACUCGUUCAGAAGCCCAACUGCAAAAUCCCCUUUCAGGUUUGGAAAAACAGAUGAAACAGCUGACUGAUCAGUUGUCCUGCAUUGAUGAAAAAGUUUCACAGGAAAUAGAAAGAAAAUUGAAAACUUUAGACAGCAGAGAUGAGCUGCAGCAAAGGAAAAGUCUCCCAGCAAAGAAACUCUCAGCAUCAGUGCCCAAUCUGGAAAUCAAUCCUUCAGAGAAGGAAUUAGAAGAGCAAGAGAACUCAGAAAUGGAAAAACAGAGAUUUGAAAUAGAACUGGAAAAACUAAGGACUGAAUUACAUUGGAGAAGGGCUCGCAACUAUUCAGAUGACAUCACUCUUGAUGCAGCCACAGCUCACCCCAACAUCUCCAUUGAUGGGGAUAAGAAGAUUUUUACACAUUCAGCUCAGCCUCAAAAAGUUCCAACAACUCCAGAGAGAUUUGAUGCGACUGUCUGUGUGCUGGGCUCUGAAGGAUUCUCUGAUGGAAAGCACUACUGGGAGGUGGAUGUCGGGAGCAGCACUGACUGGGACCUGGGGGUGGCCAGAAAAUCCGUAGAGAGAAAAGGGAAACUUUCCCUAUGCCCUAAGGAGGGAUUCUGGACUCUGGGUCUGAGUGGGAAAGAUUAUUGGGCCAAAACAGACCCCUGGACACGGCUCACAGUUCAGAAAAAGUCCAAGAAAGUUGGAGUUAACCUUAAUUACCAAGAGAGGCAGGUGACCUUUUUUAAUAUAACUGACAGAUCUGUAUUGUUCAUAUUUAAGAAUUGUUCAUUUUCAGGAGAGGUUUGUCCCUUCUUUAAAAAUUCCCACAAGGAAACAACAAUGAGAAUUUGUUCUAUAAAAGAAGAUUAAUAAUUUUAAAAUGAUAUGAGUACUACAGGAGAGGAUAGAAUCUCUGAAUCAUUCGGUAAUCAUAAAUAGGAAAAAUCAGAGACUACUUUCCCCCAUCCCCGGACCUAACAUGAAAAUGAAAAUUUUCAACCACUCAGUCUUCCCCUGCACAUAAUUUAUUAAAUAAAAUAAGUAAUGGGGGAAAAAAGCAAACUAAUGUAGCUCAAAUGAAAUUAGUUAAAGCAAAAUUAUUAAUCUAAUUAUCAGGUUAAUCAAUACAAAACAAUAUCAAAUAACUCCUCUGUAUAUACUUACAAGAUGAAAUAACAUGUCAACACUAUAGGGAAGCAUACAAAUUGGUCAGAGGCAGGCUCCCCUAAUGUGGACAUGCUACCUUGAUUUACAGCCCCAGGAGGCAUU